Molecule: messenger RNA, 999 nt
Organism: Adineta ricciae
Lineage: Eukaryota; Metazoa; Rotifera; Eurotatoria; Adinetida; Adinetidae
Source: the annotation of a GenBank genome assembly
AUGCCGGCGAAUUGUUCGCUAGCGCCAUCUAUAGGACUCUUUUUUCUUCUGUUACAAGGUUAUCUAUAUGCUCAUUGUUAUAAAAACCCUUUCGUUGUUUCUCUCACAUCCGAAGAAUGCGUGGAUGAAUUUUUUCCUCGAAUAAAUCCAUCGUUAUCCACACUCUACAUAUCUCACGCACUGUUUACUCAUCAACGGUCAAUUUACCUACUCAAUCAUUCAGCUAUUUGUCGUUGUUCAGCUAAUCUGAAUAGUCCCAUGGAAGGUUCUUCUUCAUCACCUCAUAAAAAUGAAUUAGUCGAAAGUAUGUUUAAAUCACUUAACUCCUAUACAAGUGAAUUACAACAAGAACUGGAAUUGUUAAAUCGAAAAGUUUCGGAUCAAACUCGACUCGAACAAACCUACGAUACAUCUCAAGAACAAUUACAAGAAGAUUUAAUCAAACUUCGUGCAGCCAUUGAAACGAACACAGUCAAACGAUCUAUUCUCGAUCGAAAUUUAAAUGAACGAACAGCAAUGUCACAAUCGUUGCACUCUCAAAUUGUCGACAAACGUCGUGAUCAAGAUAUGCUUCUAGACAAGGGAAAUACUGCGAAGUACAAUCAUCAUCGAAAUAUUUCGAAAAUAACUGAACAAUGUGCUAAUUUAACGAUGGCAUUUCGUACGAAUUAUCAUUCUUAUGCUCGAGCAGAUCUAGAUGAAAUUCGAAAGAAAACCGAGAGUCGGUUGAAGAGCAUUUCUGAAGAAGUUUCCAAUGCUGAACUAUUAACUGUAAAUAAUAAAAAUCAAUUGAUUGAACUAAAUGAGAAACUCGAUCGGGAAAUAAUACAUUUCAAUUACUUAAAAGCAUCUAUCGAUAUUAUUGCACAAAAGCUUCAAUUAGAUUAUGAAGAAUUGGUUAAAUUCGAUGACAUCGAGAAACAAUUAGCUGAUAUACAAAUUUCUAUCAAUGAACUAGAAGCUUGGCAUAGUCGAACAAAUUAUCCAUCGGAAAAAUGA